Messenger RNA from Lodderomyces parapsilosis, 600 nucleotides. RefSeq names its product Rho family GTPase (gene RHO1). The record is from RefSeq and is a predicted model, not a curated record. NCBI's taxonomy places the organism in Eukaryota, Fungi, Ascomycota, Pichiomycetes, Serinales, Debaryomycetaceae. Gene Ontology annotation, biological process: small GTPase-mediated signal transduction. The transcript has a single exon. Gene Ontology annotation, molecular function: GTP binding; GTPase activity. The coding region runs from base 1 to 600 and encodes 199 amino acids.
AUGGUGAACGGUCCUGCUGAACUUCGUAGAAAAUUAGUCAUUGUUGGUGAUGGUGCCUGUGGUAAGACUUGUUUAUUAAUUGUAUUUUCCAAAGGUACAUUCCCAGAGGUAUAUGUUCCCACAGUUUUUGAAAAUUAUGUUGCUGAUGUUGAAGUUGAUGGAAGAAAAGUUGAGUUGGCACUUUGGGAUACUGCCGGUCAAGAAGAUUACGAUAGAUUAAGACCAUUAUCAUACCCAGAUUCAAAUGUCAUUUUGAUUUGUUUUUCAGUUGAUUCACCCGAUUCUUUGGAUAAUGUUUUGGAAAAAUGGAUCUCAGAAGUUUUGCAUUUCUGUCAAGGUGUCCCCAUUAUUCUUGUUGGUUGUAAAUCUGAUUUAAGAGAUGAUCCCCAUACCAUUGAAGCCUUGAGACAACAACAACAACAACCAGUUUCAACUUCUGAAGGACAGGCUGUUGCUCAAAAGAUUGGUGCUGCUGAUUAUUUGGAAUGUUCCGCCAAGACUGGAAGAGGAGUUAGAGAAGUGUUUGAAGCUGCUACUAGAGCUUCAUUGAGGGCAAAAGAUAAGAAGGAAAAGAAGAAGAAGAAGUGUGUUGUUUUGUAG